AUGCACCUGUGUGGCACCCUGCUCCUCAUCCUCAUCAUCGCUGCACAUGAUGCAGUCCAUGCAGGGAGGAUCUAUGGAGGAAGAAAAGCCCAUGGCAGACCCUACAUGGCUCUGGUGGAGAGACAUAUGGGGGAUGGAAAACCCAAAUACUGUGGUGGCUUUCUUCUCCGAGACAACUUUGUGAUGACUGCAGCCCACUGUUCUGCCAGCUCUUACAGUGUCUUUUUAGGAAUUCAUGACGCCUUAAAAAAAUCUGAGGCGCAGCAUAUUUCUGUCGAGAAGGCCUUCAUGAAUCCAAUUUAUGAUGACAAAACUCUAAAGAAUGAUCUAUUGUUACUUAAGUUGAGCUCAAAAGCUAAGCUGAACUCUAAGGUGGCGUGCAUUUCUUUGGCUCGGCCGGAGGAUGAGGAGCCGAAGGACUGCAGUCUGGCCGGAUGGGGCCGUACUGAACAUUCUAAGGGAUACAACUCCCAUACUCUCAUGGAGGUGAAUGUCUCAGUGAGUCAGUGUGAAUCCCCGAAACAAGGAGACUACUUCUACUGUGUCAACGGGAAGAAAGGAGGUCAGAGUGGAGACUCAGGAGGCCCUCUCGUGUGUGAAAAAGAAAAAGUGUACGGAGUUGUGUCGGGCAGAACAGAGGCUGUCCAAUAUUACUCAAAGAUUCCAAUCCAUCAGAAGUGGAUCAACCGCAUCAUGAACAGUCAGUGA
Knipowitschia caucasica is the source of this 708-nucleotide messenger RNA. The record is from the annotation of a GenBank genome assembly. Lineage: Eukaryota; Metazoa; Chordata; Actinopteri; Gobiiformes; Gobiidae.